GAAAUAAUAAUAAGCCUGGCAUGAAACGGCACCAUAUAUUAUGCAACGUUUGUGCUAUGACAACUCAUUUCUGAAGAGUUAUUCUUUCUUCACUUUGCUUCAUCUUCUUCACCAAUCCAUUUUUCUCCUUUCAUCAAUCUUUCUGUGCGCAUCCAUGGUGAACAGAAAUUCUAGCUGUGCCUCCAAAUAUCAUAAACAACAUGGAAAGUCAGCGGGAGAGGUUAGUAGAAGAUCUUUGAAGGCCAAGAUUAAAGUGUUGACAGAUAAAUACCGUGCCGAGAGAGGGGUAUCAGUUAAAGAAAAGGUUCAUAGACAUUGGAGGAAUCUUGAGCCUGUUUUUCCAACGAAUAAGAGAGUAUUAUCAGGGAAUAAGUAUUUGCAGGUAGGGGAAAACGUCAAUAAGCUGUGUUUGAGAAUUGACAAUCCUUUAUGUAAAUUCAACGGGUUCCCUGAAGCUACACCAGAGGAGGAUCGAUUCAAUGAUGUGGACAUAUCAGCAGCAGAAAGUAUUAGGAUUCCAAACGAGGAAAAACUACCAACAUAUACGGCUUGGGUAUAUGUGGCCAGAAAUGAGAAAAUGGCUGAAGAUCAAUCGGUUAUUGGAAAGUUCCAGAUGUACUAUGACAAUAACAGAGGUGAAAUGAUGAUAUGCAGUGAUAAUGAGGAAGAGAUACCAAAUACCCAGAAUGAUAAACAUGAAUUCACUGAGGCUGAGGACCAAAUUCUGAGGAUGACACUCGAGGAAUAUGGGUCUACUAAGGAGGUAUUGGGUAUCAUUGAAGAGAUUUUUGAGACUGACGAUUCAGAAAUUCAGGAGAGGUAUGAAAUACUAAAGGAAAAGAGUAUGGAGAGUCUGGAUCAACAUUCUAAAGAUUGUCAUUGUAAAGGAUGUCAGAGUCAUCAUGAAGUAUGCUUACAGAAAAGUUUGGGUGGGACUUUAGAAACUUUUGAUAAAACCUUCUGUCGUCGAUGUUUGAUCUUUGACUGUGCUAUCCAUGGCACUGAUCAACCUUUAAUAUGUCUUAGCGAAAAACAUGUCUGCUCUGAACCUGAAGUUGGUAGGAAACCAUGCAGUGAUCAAUGUUACCUUCUGGAUAAAGGAAUUACACCAAUGGAAGUGGAUGAUAAAGGAAUUACACCAAUGGAAGUGGACACAACUUUGCCUCCUAAUGAGCCUCGGAGUUCUUGUGAGCUGAAGAGAACCUCAGAUGAUAUAAUUAUCAAUAUUGGCAAUCAUUACAGUGAACUAAGUUUGGAUGCUAGUGACAAUGAAAAUCACACAACAUCUAGUGCAUCUUUGGAAAGUCUUGGUGAACAUGCUUCAAAGAAAUUACCAGUUUCUGGUAGCUUUGACCAUGGUGAGCGGGACAAAGGAGUUAUGAAUGGACGAGAAGAUCUUACAAAGGAGACAGAAUUUAAUGAGAUGCCCAUUUCAAAGGACGUGCAAACUGAUAAGAUGAUAAGUGACUCGGAUUGGAGACCUACAGAGAGAGAUUUAUAUUUGAAGGGAGUAGAAAUGUUUGGAAAAAAUAGUUGCCUCAUAGCCGCUACUUUUCUUACUGGCUUGAAGACUUGCUUGCAAGUAGCGAGGUAUAUGUUUGCUGGUGGAGAGUCAAUGAUCCAUGGAUCCACAACAAAUUCAAUCGUGGAUGGAAAUGAAAAUAUCAAUGCAGAGUGCACAGACCUAGAAAUGUCAUCAAGAUCAAGAUCACAACGGAAAAAGGGAAAACCUAGGAAGUUCAACUAUACUCGAAAGUCUGCCGGUCUGCCCCCAAGAUGGAGAAAAAUUGCUUAUGGGCAAAACCUGUGCAAUAAGCAAUAUACUCCUUGUGGAUGUCAUGGAAUGUGUGGAAAGGAAUGCUCUUGUCUUCUUAAUGGAACUUGCUGUGAAAAAUAUUGUGGGUGUUCAAAGAUGUGCACAAAUCGAUUCAGAGGAUGUCAUUGUACUAAGAGUCAAUGCAGAAGUCGAUUAUGUCCGUGCUUUGCAGCCAAUCGUGAAUGUGACCCAGAUGUCUGUCGAAAUUGUUGGGUUAGUUGCGGCGAUGGUUCAUUAGGGGAGCCACCUCGACGUGGAGAUAGCAAAUGCGGAAAUAUGAAUAUUCUUUUAGGACAUAAAGAGAGGAUUCUUUUGGCAAAAUCAGACGUUGUAGGAUGGGGAGCCUUCGCAAAGAAUCCGAUUAACAAAAGUGUUUGUCUAGGAGAGUACAAGGGUGAAUUAAUCUCUCCUAAAGAAGCAGAAAAACGUGGAAAACUAUAUGAUCGUGUCAACACUUCCUUCCUUUUUAACCUCAAUAAUGAGUGGGUUAUUGAUGCACAUCGUCUAGGAGACAAAUUAAAAUUUGCGAACCAUUCAUCAAAACCCAACUGCUAUGCAAAGGUGAUGUUUGUUGGAGGUGAACAUCGAGUGGGAAUAUAUGCCAAGGAAAACAUUGAAGCUGGUGAUGAGAUUUUUUACGACUAUUGGUAUGAUCUAGAAUGUGCACCAUCUUGGGCUCUUCCACCAGAAGACAAUGCUUCCAAAAAAGAUGAAUUAGGCAAUUCUCAGAGCAAGGGAAAGAAACGUUAGUCUCACUAAUGAGCCCUAACUAAGGAAUAUGUGUUUACGAACUAUGGUAUCUUCUCUAAAAAACGAAACUUUGAUAUCCUAUGUGAAAUAAUCAAGGCCUAAUAUCGU
Vigna radiata var. radiata (mung bean) is the source of this 2674-nucleotide messenger RNA. Its product is annotated as histone-lysine N-methyltransferase EZA1. NCBI's taxonomy places the organism in Eukaryota, Viridiplantae, Streptophyta, Magnoliopsida, Fabales, Fabaceae. The record is from RefSeq and is a predicted model, not a curated record. The coding region runs from base 41 to 2566 and encodes 841 amino acids. Gene Ontology annotation, cellular component: PcG protein complex. Gene Ontology annotation, biological process: chromatin remodeling. The transcript has 18 exons. Gene Ontology annotation, molecular function: protein binding; histone methyltransferase activity.